AUCAUUUUGCUCGCAAGCUAAGAUGAUAACUAACAAAUAUACAUGUUUUGGUGGUUAUUAUAGUUCUAUAUAUAUAUAUAUUUUUUUUUUACUGAACACAAUACGGAGUGAAACAGGAUAUUAACCGGCAGGAACUCGGACUCGGAACAGUUUGCGACCAAAACGACAAGAAGCUAACGUUAGCUCCGCUGGCGGUAACGACGAUGUUAGCGUAUUGAUAUCCCUCUAGUUUAUAUUAUCAUUAAAAAAAAAAAAAACAGAAUGGACCACGGAAACCCAGGCAACACAAUGGAGUCACAGCAAUGUGAAAAAUGUGGACAGAGUUUCUCAGACAAUGGCUUGUUUGCCUCUCACCCCUGUUCAGAUAGGAUGACUACUCCUUCCAGUCAAAAACAGUUGGGGGACUACAAGUGUUCUCAGUGCAGUGAGGCUUUUUCCACACCGGCUGUCCUGAAACGGCACUUUAAAACCGUCCACAGUGGACUUGACCCCAAAGGCCCAUUCCCCUGCGCUGAGCACGGCUGCCGGUUCAGCAGCACAGAGCGUCAGGAAUAUCAAGCCCACUUGACGUCCGCACAUGGUCUCACUCUUAUUCCUUGCACCCUCCAGUCCUGCAAAGCGUCGUUCCUCACACAGGGUGAGAUGGAGAGACACUUGCGGGGCCACAUGCCCUUCGGCUGCUUUCAAUGUCAGUUUGUCACUCAAAAUGAAAAAGACCUGAGUGACCACCUCUUGGAGCACAACCAUCUGCCAACUUGUGCUCAAGGCAACGAGACUGCAGCCACAGCCGUAUGCCCUAAUGAAAGCCGCCAGCCUCCGGUGUCCGGCAGGCCAAAAAGAAAACGGAUAUCCAAGCCAGGUUAUGCAUCAUCAUUACCAGAUGACAGGAAUGAGGAACGGCCUGAGAGGCCCAAAGUUAAAAGAGUGAGGAAGGCAGUGGAAAGAGACAAACCUUCAGCAGUGGACGCUGCACCACUGCCAUCCAAAGAGUACCUUGCAGAGGGAUCAGAGCACAUCUAUCGCACCCACACCUGCCCCAAGUGUCGCCGCUGCUUCAAGAUGCGCUCCCACCUGCAAGAGCACCUCCAUUUACAUUUCCCUGAGCCCAGUCUCCAGUGUCCCACAUGCAAGCGUUACUUCACCAGCAAGAGCAAGCUACGCACACAUAGACUCCGUGAGGCAGGUGAAAAGGUUCACCGUUGCCACUUGUGUCAGUAUUCUGCCGUGGAGCGGAACGCAAUCCGCCGUCACAUUGUCAGCGUGCAUGCCGAAGACGCAGAAGAUGGCGUAAACAGCUAUCCAUGCCCCACUUGUGGUCAAAGCUUUUGCCAGAGCAGGUUGCUUAAGGCUCACAUGAAGACGCACAACGUCCUGUCAGACAACAAGCCAUUGGCCUGUUUCCAAGAGGGUUGUUCUUUCCAGAGUUCUUUGCGCAAAGAACUUCUCAGACACACUGCUGAAGUGCACGGGGUCAGGGCUUUAGAGUGUCGUCAUCACGCCUGUGGUGCCGUCUUUCAAAGUGAGACGGACAUGGAGGCUCAUUAUCGGACGCACCUUGCCUACCACUGCUCAAAGUGUGACUUCUCUUGCUCCAAUAAGACAGUCUUCCUUCAGCACCAGCGCCAUGGUCACCCAGGAAGUGACAAGCUUUGCUGUGACUUUUGCUCCUUUGUCACAUUUAACCCCGUAGAGUUUGAGCAGCACAUUGGACAUUUGCACGCCAACGAGAAGAUCCAUCACUGCUCUCAGUGCAGCUACAUGACCUCACAUAAACGUGGCUUGAAGCGACACAUGUUGAUGCACAGUGGUGAGAAGCCCCACAAGUGUAGCCUGUGUGACUUCAGGUGUCGAGAUGAAUCCUACCUCUCUAAACAUAUGCUCACUCACUCAGACGACAAGAACUUUAUGUGCGCUGAAUGUGGAUACGUCACAAAAUGGAAACACUAUCUGAAUGUCCAUAUGAGGAAACAUGCUGGAGACCUCAGGUAUCACUGUGAUCAGUGCCCCUACCGCUGUCACCGCAUGGACCAGCUCAAUAGCCACAAAUUACGACAUCAGGCCAAAUCACUCAUGUGUGAGAUCUGUGCUUAUGCCUGCAAGCGCAAAUAUGAGCUUCGCAAUCACAUGUUGGCCAAACAUUCUGAAGAGGACAAACAGCCAUCGGUUUAUAAGUGCAAAUACUGCACAUACACUACUUGCUACCGACAAGCCCUUCAAAACCAUGAGAACUGCAAACAUACCAAGCUGAAAGAGUUUCGGUGUGCCCUCUGCUUUUAUUCCUCCUUCAGUAGCAUCAGCCUCUUCCUGCACAAGAGGAAAGCUCAUGGGUACGUACCAGGGGACAAAGCAUGGCUAGAGAACUAUGCUGCAAAGGAAAAGGAGAGGAACUCAACUGAGUUCUUGCAGAGCUUCUACAACAAGCCCUCAACAGCUCAUGAGCAGUCUGAACAAUCAACUUCUGAAGGGCCUCCACCAUCUCAAAGAGAACAAUCUGAUCUUUCUGGUUCAGCAGAUCACAGUGCCAGCAAAGAAACUGUAACUGAUUCACAAACUGUUGAUUCUGUGGAUGUUUUUGAUGUUGUUUCUCAAGAAGUUGUCAAUGAAGGUAUUUCAGAUAGUCCUCCAUCUGCGAACAAUCCUGAGGAGUACUGUACUCUUGUUUUAACGACACUAGCAACCACUGACUAUCAGACCCCUUCUUUACAAAAUAAGGAAGAACAUUGUGCAAAUCAAACUUCAAGCUCACCCAAUUUAACCUGUAAUGCACCGGACAUAUCACAAGAGAAGGCAGACUUCUCCACAUCUUCAUCAGAGGAAGACAAUGUAGCUAUGGCAGAUGCAGAAUGUGAACAAAGUGACUUAGAGGACAACUGUGAGCCUCCGAAUAAUACAACUCAACCUGGGGAGUGUCUGCAGUCUCAAGCACCUGAGGGGGAGGAUGAUGAUGGGACAAUCAGUUCCGCUUUUCCAUCUGAGCAAAAUCAUCCAUUAGAAUCUGAACUCCGUCUGAAGGCAAUGAAGAAGCACGACAAGGACCAAGCAGAAGCCAUGGUUUUGGAGGGACGGGUGCAGAUGCUUGUGGUGCCAACUAAAGACGUUUUUCGCUGUGACAAGUGUCCUUAUGUAACCAGUAAGGAGACCACUUUGAAGUACCACUGCCAGGCUUUGUGCCAUGGUAGGAUAAAGGGACACAAGUGCCAGGCCUGUGGUGCACAGUUCAAACAGAAACGAGGCCUUGAUAGCCACCUUGCAAAGAAGUGCCCAGCACUUCCGCGAAAAGCAAGAACAUUUGGAAUUUCAAGUACAUGUUUGGCUACAGAGGACAACCCUAUUGUAAGUCAGGAAGGAUCAAAACAGCUGGAUAAGGGAACAAAUCCCAAUCAGACAGUGCCCCUAUCUUCACAACAUAGGAUUUGCACAGAUUCAAAUGAUCAGGAAUUUCAUAAUCAAGAAGUAUAUACAUCUCAUUUAACCAAAUCUAAAAACAAAAAUCAGACCAAAAAAGGAAAAAAGCAGUUAUCUUUCAGUACUAAACAAAUGAUUGUUCCACUGCAGUCCCUUUACACAAAAAAAGAUGGGAAAUUCAAAUGCAAGCAGUGCAAUUUUUCAUCAGUCAAGCUUGCAACAGUUGAACGCCAUCUCUCAACCUGCAGAAAAAGGAAACGCGAGGACCAGAUAAUUUCAGAAGUAGAUGAUGAGUGCGGUAACGAGUCUGUCAAAGAAAAAGAGGACGUGGUGGAAGAGCACAAUGAAAGAACUGGGAAAGUUUCUGUGAAACAUCAGAUCUUCUCUUGUCCAAGCUGUGCAUUUAAAUGCAACCAGAAAAGGGCUUUAGACAGUCAUGAAAAGAGAGGUUGUUUGAAGCCAGAUGAAAUCCAGUGCAGCACGUGCUCAUUCGUAGCCAAAUCUAAAAUUUCUUUGACUCGUCACAUCUUGUACGUCCAUAACAAAAAAAAGUUUGGUGUUGCUAAACCUAAACAUUUGCAUUGCCAGCACUGUACUUUCACCUGUAAACAAGAACGAUGCAUGGCCCAACAUGUUGCGCUCAAGCACAACGGUGCGCAACCUCACCAUUGUCAAUAUUGUCCUUUUAGCACUACAAGGCGCUAUCGCUUGGAAGAGCAUGAGUCUCUUCACACAGGACUCGGCCGUCACAGCUGUGAUAUGUGCGACAAAACCUUUGGUGCUGUGACCAAAUUGCGUCAGCAUAAGAUGCGCAUCCACGACAAACAACCUACACACUUCUGCUCGCUCUGUGACUUCAGUGGCUACACGCUUGACGAUGUAAGACGGCACAAUCUCAGAUGCCACACGGGGGAGUUGCACCAUGCUUGCACUCAUUGUGAGGCUCAGUUCAGUUCAGAAGUUGCACUAAGAAACCACUGUAAACGUGUGCACCAGCUCCAGGUGUGUUUCUCAUGUAAGCAGUGUGACUUCACAUGUAGCAGCGAGGUCACACUGAAGACCCACCAAGAGAGCAAGCACCCACAGGUAAAGUGCACCACCUGCCAGGAGUCUUUCAGGACAAAGGAAAGCCUUGUGAUUCAUCAGAGAACCCACAUGGCACAUCAGUGUCACCUGUGCCCCUUUGCUACCAGAACAAGGCAGCUGUUAGCUCAGCACCUUCUGAAUGAACAUGAGGAGGGAUCUCCAGAGGACAAGCCUCUCAAAUGCAACUCCUGUCAGUUUGCUUGUCGGCAUCAGCUGGUGUUAGAGCAGCACCUCCGUUCACACGGAGGCAAGCGUCUGUACAAAUGCACAGACUGCGAGUAUUCAACCCGGAACAAGCAGAAGAUCACGUGGCACAUCCGCAUACACACUGGGGAGAAGCCUUACAGCUGUGAGCAGUGCAGUUACACCUGCGCUGAUCCGUCCAGGUUGAAGCUUCACAUGAGGGUUCACCAAGAUGAAAAGAAGUACCUUUGUCCACAGUGUGGCUACAAAUGCAAGUGGGCGACUCAGCUGAAGUACCACAUGACCAAGCACACAGGGGACAAGCCGUAUGCCUGUGAUGAGUGUGACUACCGCACUAACAGAGCGGAUGCUCUCCGUGCCCACCGGGACACGCAGCACUGUGACGUGCGCCCUUAUGUCUGUGAGAAAUGCGGCAAAGCCUUCAAGACUAGUUUUAUACUGAAGACCCACCAGCGUCAACACAGUGACGAUCGGCCAUACACGUGCGGCCUAUGCCACAAGGCCUUCCGGUGGCCGGCGGGUCUCAGACAUCACUACCUCUCACACACCAACCAGCAACCUUUCUCCUGUCACUACUGCUCCUACAGAGCCAAACAGAAGUUCCAGGUGGUCAAGCAUUUGCAGAGGCAUCAUCCAGAGAAGUCCGUAGAGCAGGGGGUGGUGAGGGACUCUGAGGCUGUUAGCCUGACCCUGAAGGAGGCCUUGCAAGGGACACUUGAUGAGAAAGCAAGAGAAGUGGAAGAGGAGGAAGGGGUGGCUGAUGAAGUACAGGAAGUAGUUGAAGAGGUGGUGCAACAAGGGGAAGACGGCGAGACAAUGUGUUGAAGAGAGGGCACAAUAGAUGCAGUGGUCAGUUCAAGUGUAGAUGGCUAUCAUUGCCAAAACGGGGUUAAUUUAUCUGUCAAUAUUUAUAUUGGACCACUUCAUUUUAUUGUACUGCUGAGGCUAAUAAAACAUGUUCAAAGGAA
Messenger RNA from Dicentrarchus labrax (European seabass), 5663 nucleotides. RefSeq names its product zinc finger protein 142 (gene znf142). The record is from RefSeq and is a predicted model, not a curated record. NCBI's taxonomy places the organism in Eukaryota, Metazoa, Chordata, Actinopteri, Moronidae. Gene Ontology annotation, biological process: regulation of transcription by RNA polymerase II. The coding region runs from base 262 to 5520 and encodes 1752 amino acids. Gene Ontology annotation, cellular component: nucleus. Gene Ontology annotation, molecular function: DNA-binding transcription factor activity; RNA polymerase II cis-regulatory region sequence-specific DNA binding. The transcript has 9 exons.